GAUACAGUUAGAAGUAUUUGAGUCUAGUCUGCUUGUUGGUACAUUGUCAUUUAUAAAAGAAGGGGGGACGCGGACGGGGAAAAUGGCGAAAACAUACGAUUAUUUAUUUAAACUAUUGCUCAUCGGAGAUAGCGGCGUGGGCAAGACCUGUCUACUUUUCAGGUUCAGUGAAGACGCGUUCAACACAACCUUUAUAUCCACAAUAGGGAUCGAUUUCAAGAUCAGAACCAUCGAGCUGAAUGGGAAGAAGAUCAAGCUGCAGAUCUGGGACACGGCGGGACAGGAGAGGUUCCGGACCAUCACCACAGCAUACUACAGGGGUGCCAUGGGCAUAAUGCUGGUGUAUGACAUCACGAACGAGAAGUCCUUUGAUAACAUCAAGAACUGGAUCCGCAAUAUCGAGGAGCACGCCUCGUCUGAUGUGGAGAGGAUGGUCCUGGGGAACAAAUGUGACAUGAACGAAAAGAGACAAGUGUCCAAAGAGAGAGGAGAGAAGUUAGCGAUAGAUUAUGGGAUAAAGUUCCUGGAAACAAGUGCAAAAUCCAGCCUAAAUGUGGAAGAGGCCUUUUUCACACUUGGCAAAGAUAUCAUGGCCAGACUCAACAGAAAGAUGAAUGACAACACUCCACCAGGGGGAGCAGGGCCGGUGAAAAUCUCAGAGAACCGGUCCAAGAGAAGCUUCUUCCGCUGCACGCUGCUGUAACAGAGCCCCAGUUACCCCCAACCCCCACCCCACCCCACCCCAAACACCAU
Conger conger (European conger) is the source of this 753-nucleotide messenger RNA. RefSeq names its product ras-related protein Rab-8B-like. Gene Ontology annotation, molecular function: GTP binding; GTPase activity. The transcript is spliced from 8 exons. NCBI's taxonomy places the organism in Eukaryota, Metazoa, Chordata, Actinopteri, Anguilliformes, Congridae. Gene Ontology annotation, biological process: regulation of exocytosis; Golgi vesicle fusion to target membrane; protein localization to plasma membrane. Gene Ontology annotation, cellular component: plasma membrane; synaptic vesicle; trans-Golgi network transport vesicle. The record is from RefSeq and is a predicted model, not a curated record. Bases 83 to 703 code for a protein of 206 amino acids.